CUAGUUUCUCUAUUGACUAUGGAUUGUUAAAAUGUCGUGUUCUGUUUUGGUAUCAUCUCGCAAUAAAGGAAAUCAAUUUUCAUAAUAUAUCCAUGAAUUUAAAAUUAUACAUUACGCGUUUUACAUAUGAAAAAUUGAAGAAUUUUAAAUCUAAUCAGCAGUCAUGAAUACUACAGCCCCAACUUCGGCUGAUGCCUGCCUGAGUAUAGUUCACUCCCUGAUGUGCCACAGGCAAGGGGGUGAAAGCGAGGGUUUCUCAAAAAGAGCUAUCGAGUCAUUAGUCAAGAAAUUGAAAGAAAAACGAGAUGAAUUAGAUUCAUUGAUCACAGCUAUAACAACAAAUGGUGCCCAUCCAAGCAAAUGUGUUACCAUUCAGCGAACUUUGGAUGGACGUUUACAGGUUGCAGGAAGAAAGGGUUUCCCUCAUGUGAUCUAUGCUCGUAUCUGGCGGUGGCCGGAUCUCCAUAAGAAUGAACUUAAACAUGUUAAGUUCUGUCAGUUUGCAUUUGACCUUAAAUGUGAUUCAGUUUGUGUUAAUCCUUAUCAUUAUGAACGAGUUGUAUCUCCUGGAAUUGAUCUCUCAGGACUCACACUUCAGUCCGGACCUAGUCGAUUAGUCAAAGAUGAGUAUACAGCAGGUCUAAGCGGUAAUGGAAUGGACAUGGAUACUGGCGAGUUGGUGACCAUCCAGCAUCAUGCUACAAGCCCGAGACAUCACCACUCUACCAUACCUCACCAUCAUCAGCAAUUUCAAACUACAAAUAUUAUUAUAAAUCAAGGCCAGACGCCCGAUGGCGUUGCGAAUAUGUUUUCUGCUACGCACGGCUCGCGAACCCCAUUACGACCCGGAGCACCGUUGGCCCCACCCCAAAUGGUACAUUCACCUGGCAAUCAAAUGAUCACAAAUCAUUCUGGUGGCCAAAUGCCUGGUACUCAACAAAUGGGUCCGGGUACACCCCAAAUGGCACCCGGUACUCCUCAAAUGGGGCCGGGAGCUCCUCAAAUGGGACCGGGAACUCCUCAAAUGGGGCCAGGAACUCCACAAAUGGGGACAAACGUACCACAGAUGGCUUCGCCGCGAUUAGCAUCUGCGCCUAACCAGAUGUCCCCAGGAACCCCACAAAUGCCAAACAUAAGCCAGGGAAUGUCAAUACCGAGCCCGCAACAGAUGGCAAUGGCGCAACAAAGAGCUAUAGCCCCUAAGUUGGAACCACCCGAUACAAUGGACGCUCGCGCGAUGUGGCUGCCAAAGAGAAUGAAUCAUUCUGCUAUGCCAGUCAGUAUGUCACCGGGUGGUACAACACCAUUACUAGACGGUUCAAACAACACAUUCUUCACUACAGAGCAGACAGCUACCGACACACAAAUGACACAAACAUUACCAGCCGGAACAGCAGCAGUGUCUGCAGUGUCGGCGGUACCAGUGACAGUAGUAUCGGCUAUGCCCACUGAGCCUCAGCAGAAUGGCUUUUCUGCGGGCAGUCCUGCUCCUCAGCAGAGUCCAGUCCCUCAUCGUACACAGCACCAACAGGGUACGUGGACGGGCAACAACACGCUGACGUACACGCAGAGCCUGGCGCCCCCGCCCGCCGCGCCGCCCGUGGACGCGCCCGCGCACCACCACCACUACUACAAUGGAAACCCUGGUGGUCUUCUAUCAAGUCAGCCUGCCCCAGAGUAUUGGUGCUCGGUUGCUUACUUUGAGCUGGACACUCAAGUGGGGGAAACAUUCAAAGUGCCCUCCAGUCGGCCUAAUGUUACUGUCGAUGGCUACGUGGAUCCCUCCGGCGGGAACAGAUUCUGUUUAGGUGCUCUCAGUAAUGUCCACAGAACAGAGCAGAGUGAGCGUGCAAGACUGCACAUCGGCAAGGGCGUGCAGCUGGACCUGCGCGGCGAGGGCGACGUGUGGCUGCGCUGCCUGUCGGACCACUCGGUGUUCGUGCAGUCCUACUACCUGGACCGCGAGGCGGGCCGCGCGCCCGGCGACGCCGUGCACAAGAUCUACCCCUCCGCCUGCAUCAAGGUGUUCGACCUGCGGCAGUGCCACCGGCAGAUGCAGACGCAGGCGGCCACGGCGCAGGCCGCCGCCGCCGCGCAGGCCGCCGCCGUCGCCGGACACAUCCAGCCCGCGCACCCCGGGAUGAACAAGUGUUUAUCAGCGGCGGCUGGCAUCGGCGUUGAUGACCUGCGACGGCUGUGCAUCGUGAGGUUGUCGUUUGUCAAGGGCUGGGGACCGGACUACCCGCGUACCUCCAUCAAGGAGACGCCAUGCUGGGUUGAGGUGCAUCUGCACAGAGCGCUGCAACUGUUGGACGAGGUGCUGCACACGAUGCCGAUCGACGGUCCGCGGUCGAACAUCGAGUAGGAGUUGAUCGGCUUCUUUUGAGGCCUUCGAGCGACUCCGCACAGCCUGGCGCCUUCGCCGGUACACUGCUCAAACUACCCUCUUUACCCCUCCACUUUGUAUACCUUACCCCCUCUGAUCAUUUCGACGUAAAUCUGUUACACGUGAUAUGGUAACAUCGAUUACCCUCCAGUAAUUUAGUGUAUAGUUUUUUUAACGAAGAAACACUGCAAGACAUUAGAUUCUAUUUGUUUUCAUGGUAUAAUUAAUUAAUGCAAGUCAGAAUACUUAAUAUUGCAUUUUAAAAUGUUUUUAUUAAUCCUUAUUUGCUAUAUAUACGAUAUAUUAAUAGUUUAUAUAGCAUAUUUUUGUACGUCCCACAUCCUUCCUACCUAGUCUAACUUUGUCCUCUUGAUGUAUCGAAGAGCAAAAGCACACAAUGGAGAGUGCAUAAUGAACCUUAGUGCUAUGAUCUUAAAGAUGCUUUUCCCUCGAGCGGUGUCUCGAACGCAACCAGGCGAAAUGUGCAAGUUUGUUUAGUGAAGUAAAGUGUCAAGGAUUGAGUAUAAUGUUGAACGGUUCACAGAGCUGGAUAUUUAUGUUUAGUAUUGUCAUAUGAUUAGCAUUUAUAUAUUUGUUAAUUAUUUUUACGUUGUAUUUUAGUAUAGAUACGUUUCGGCUAAAACCGUCUUCCAAAAGAUUAUUAUAUUUUUUUUCAUUUUCGUCUUCCUUUUUCUAAAUUGUUAUCAUAAAAUGGUCUGGUUAUAUUUUGUACGGUAAGGAUUGUUGAUUGGAAACAAACGUUGCACAUUGUAUUAAGGCGCAUUCGCUCGCGUUUAUAUAAAAAGGUGAACUAUACUUGAUGUCUUGUAUCUAUUUUACAACGUAGAUCAGAUUAGAAUGUAACAUAGCACCAGUAUUGAUAUGAAAUGGACUAAAGAACAUAUAGAACUGAUCUCAGUAUAUUUUUCACAAAUCCUAAUUGAAUUAUCGUUAAUAAUACUUAAGUAAGAUAUUAGUGAUAUGCAUAUAUAUGUUGUAAAGUUAUACGAAUUUUAGUAACAGCGAUACCAAAUUAAGGCAUUUUUUUUUUUAUAUAAUUUAGAUUAAAUAUAACAAGACAUGAUUAUGGUUCAACUUGAAAGAAGCCAAAUAGUAAUUAGCUUUCGAUAGACGUAAGCUAAAGUACCGCGGUUAAGUUUAUACAGUAAUUUAUGAUAUUUAGGUAUAGAUAUAUUUUUAAGUGAUAUGAUAUACGCGGCGCAGGAAGGCUGUAUUUUGUUAGCGGGAGGAACUGCACGCUGGGGUUGCGUGAAGCGUUACGAGUCAACAAAUGUAUGAUAUAAUUAAAGAACUUGCCAUAUAAAAAAAAAAUAUAUAUAUAUAUAAAUUAAAUUACAUUUGUGUUGCCAUGAAAUGGUAAAAUAAGACGAAUUCGAUUUAUUAUUGCGGUUAUUAAAAUGAUUUAUAACAGAUUAAAUGAAAUGUUUAGUAAUGACACACGCAACCUCGUCGUUAGUGAUGAUCUGUGAUGUGCUAACAAAAGGAAAAAUAGGAUAGGUCGCGUAAUCGAUUCGAUGAACUUAGAUAUUAAGCCAAAUGACAUAUUUUGUGUACGAGAGUUAAAUGUUUAAGGAUAUAAAUGUAUGUCGUGUUUUUGGAACUUUGAAAUAUUUGAGAUUUUCCUUUUCGUUUGCUAUGUAAUGUAGAUUUGCUUUAAUUUUUAUUUUUAAAUACUUCUCAGUUUUAUAUGUGUUGAAUUGUAAUACUGUUAGUGAGGUGUUGCGAUUUUUUUUUUUUUAUAUUGAUUAUUUUAUUUUAAAGAUUUGUAUGAUGUUGUAGGUCUCACCUACUUUUAAGCUUUUUAUAAUGUUUUACUUUUGUCUCAUUUUAUGUAACAGUUUUUUUUUUUUUUUUUUGUAUUUCGUAUAAUAUUGCACGAUUUCGCCUACUGGACGAAUAUCAUCACAAAUUAUAUUAUUUAUUGUUUAUUCGUUGUUCACAAUAUUAAUAUUGUUACCAAAUCAUUUUUGAAAUUUGUAUGUGCAAGUGUAUAUAGUACGAGUACUAAAUAUGAUAUUUUUAAUAACAUUGUGACGUGUGGCGGUCGGCCGGCUGGGACGAACGAUGGCCGCGUAUCGGUACUUAGGAAUUAUACCCAUUCAAAUGUUCUCUUAAGGAGUUUUCACGAAGGAUAAAUAAAAAAUAAGUGACAAUCGAAAAUACCUCUGUAAAGUGAUCAAAAAAAAGGAUUCAAAGGGUUUUUAGAUUUUAAUAAGUGGUAAGGUUUUAAUGAUGUUAAUGUUUUGAAUAAUAUUUGACAAAUUCUACAUACCACAGUUGGACUUGACGUCGAUCACGCUCGUUUUGUCGAAGCGAUCGUUUCAUGAAACACAUGCGUGAAUAAUUAUUACCUUAUACAUACAUCUGUAGAAUACUAAGAGAUUUUUUACUCUGUAAUUGAAAAUCUAACGAACAAAAUACGCUACUGUCUGAAUAUAUAAGUUAUUUUUUAUUAUACGAAAGAAUAAUUUAAUCAUUGUUUCAAUAUUAUUGGGAAUGCUUUCGUGAUGUAAUUGCUUCAAUCCGUGUGGACUUUAUAACUCAUAGCGAUCAUCUAUAAAGACUAACCGAGUGUUCAUUGUUUAUCAUAAACCAUAAACGAGAAUUAAUAUCUUAAUUUUGGAACGCGUUCAUAAUUGACUGCCCCGGUAUUCAAUACUUAAAAUGAGAUGAGCUGAUAGUUGACAAAUGACAUAUUCUCUAGAAUCUUCCACAAGCGCUUACCUGUCCUCUCCCUACUUCACAUAAAAAAAAUCCUUUAAUGUAAAUUUCAUAAUUAUUUGGGUAAUAAUUUUGUAACGACUCAGUACGACAGACACAUAUUUGAACAUUUAUAAUAUUAGCAACUGAAGAUGUCUCGCUAGACAAGUCGAGAUAGUAUGGUAACGAAUAGUCUGUCAGACUCGGAUUAAUUAUCUGGUGUGAUUAAUGAGUAUCCUUGCAAUAAAACGCGCCUUCGCUAGUGAAUACAUUUAUACCGUCUCGGUAAAUGGUGAGAGAUACGUACUAAUAGAAAUUCCACCUUGAUUUUCAUGUCAUAAGUCAUUAUAUCUUCAAAGGAUUUCAUUUUGGAAGAUGGCAUAGCAAACUUGUAAAGGUUGUGACUGUUGUGAAUUAACAUGAUAUUUAAACAAUAUUAUGUAUUUUAUGAAACGAUUCGAUUCGACUUAAUCUAAAAUCAUUCAAUGUACUACCCCAACAAAGUAAUUAGACAUGCUGAAAUGCAUUAAUUGUAUCACCGUUUCGAAAAGUGAUCGUUGUGUGUAUAGCCUCGUCUGCGUAGAUUGUCUACUUAUUUUGGUCGGGUAUCGUUUUGAGCAGUGUGACAGUUAUUGGAUAUAGAUAUAGUAAGUUGGGUAUCGUUAAUAACUAAAUAUCCGGAGUUUAAGUAUGAAAUGAUGUUUAUAAAUGUCUAUUGGGAAACGUAAUGCAGUUUGGCUAUUUGGUAUAUUUUUCGGAUAUUCGCAAAGCGAAAAAAAUUCUAUAACUGUUUAAGAGACUAAUGUAUCAACUUGAUUAUUUGUACGACGUUUUGUACGUGAUUUUGUUUUCAAUGUUUCUUUUCUCAUAUCGUAAGGAGAAUUACCGCACACGGUGAAACGUAGCCUUAAGUGCAUACUUUAAGAGUGACUAUAAACUAUGGAACAGAAAUGAAUAUAAAGGUUAUUCCUCUAAA
Molecule: messenger RNA, 6083 nt
Organism: Vanessa tameamea
Lineage: Eukaryota; Metazoa; Arthropoda; Insecta; Lepidoptera; Nymphalidae
Gene: Med
Product: Medea
Exons: 14
Coding region: 164-2365 (733 amino acids)
Biological process (GO): regulation of transcription by RNA polymerase II; BMP signaling pathway; transforming growth factor beta receptor signaling pathway
Cellular component (GO): heteromeric SMAD protein complex
Molecular function (GO): DNA-binding transcription factor activity, RNA polymerase II-specific; I-SMAD binding; RNA polymerase II cis-regulatory region sequence-specific DNA binding
Source: RefSeq, a predicted model, not a curated record